AUGUAUAUGAAUCAGCUUACAACAAGGGAGCUCUUUUCAACUAAUCCAAGUGAAAGACAUGAAUAUCCUGACGAUAAUGAAAGUUUUUCUCAACUACAAAGCUCCCAAUACAAUGAUAUGAUGACCCAAAAUUCCCAGGAAGCAGUCAAUUCUCAACAGUUUUCCAGUGGAUCAGAAUCACAAGGUCGCAGAAGAUUUCUAGAUAAUUACAUGUCUGGGAAUGGAAACCAGCAGUCAAGAGGAAAUAUCCACCCAAAAACUUUGAAAAAUGAUCACCUCCGUUCCACUGUUCCAACAAAGUCUAAUUUCCAACAGCAGCUCCAGCUUAACAAAGCCAGAGCCAAAGAACGAGAUGAGAGAGACCUAUUGAAUGUGAUUUUAAAGACUGUAAAAGAAUGUUCAGAAGAAGUAAAGUAUGGUAUAGUUGACCUGCAAGAUAUUCUAGGCAGAACUGCUGACACCACAGAUGACAAACUGUCUGAUAUUAUGUCCUCAAUUUCUCAAAACAUACAAAAGAACUAUGAGAAAAUGAUUGCCGCUGUACAGGAACGAGAUCAGAAAAGGAAUCAACAAAACAUCUUGGAACAAGAAAUAAAACAGAAAGAAGAAAGAAUCCAAGAACUGGAACAGCAAUUAAAGGAUGCACAUGAAAGAGGAUUUAGGAGUGUUGUUCAGUCAGUGAAGGAAGUUGUAGACCAACAUCAGGCAGUGACAAAAGAGAAGCUUGAAAGGCUUUCAGCCAUCACUACUGAGUUACUGGAUCAUCAGAAGGAGGCGAUUUACCAGCAGAGAAACGGCCAGGAUCAGCAGCACCGACUGCUCCUAGAUGUUCAAGAUGCUGUAAGAGCACAAACAGGCACUAACGAUAAAUGCAUUUUAGAUGAGUUGAUGAUGCUACGUCAGGACUUAGAAAAUCAAAAGUAUGAACUAGAGAAUAUCUUUAAGGACAAGGUUUGCACAACACAGAGACAAACUGAGGACUUGAAGAAAUUUAUUCAAGCUGGUUUGGAGGAUAACGUACAGGAGUCUAUCAAUUAUUCUAAAAAACUAUAUGACAACCAUUGCCAGCAAAUGAAAGAGAAUAUCAACAUACAACAGGACAACUUAAAGGGCUUUAUUGAUCAGAAGUUUGAGGAAAAGUCUUCUGAAAAUGUUGCGUCGUUAAAUUCUGGGCAUGAUGAACCUUUAUGGAUUGGGAAAAGGAGAUUUUCUGACUAUCAUGAAUCUGUACCAAAAAAAUUUCAGGAUCAGUUGGAUAAGAUGCAUAUCAACCAUAUUAAAGAAAUUGAAAGAAUCAGAAAGGAAAUAAACCAAAGAAACGAAGAGUGUCAGAAUAAGAAAAAUUGUGAAAUGCCAAUCAGAAGAUCCAAUAUGUUGCACUCUCAAUUCUUAGAGUCUCAAGAAAAGGAGAAUAGUAAGCAAGACAAAGAUGUCAAUUCUGUAGAAUUUAAACAUCCAUUAAUAUCACCUGGUAAUAUUAGACUAUCAAAUUGGACAGCAAAGCAGCUGUUCAGUAAAUCAAACCCUUCUCCAGUUGCUACGGUUUAUCCACAGCAAAAAGAUCAGGAUUUAUCUCAUAAAGUGUUUGUUAAUGACAAACAAACUCUCUCAUCUGAUGAACAGAAGCAAGUAGCAAAGCCCAAACCAAGAGGAAGUGCUCAGCCACAAAGAAGGUCACAACGGCUAAUGGAAACCAGGGGAAAUUCUAUUGAAGAAACAGUACAGAAUCCUCCCAAUAACAACAAUGAACAUAAAAAAUCCCAGAGAAUUUCAUCAACGCAGAAUGAUUCCCAAGAAGAUGGAAGACAAGGGAAUGUUAGUUUCAGCAACAGCAUGUCCUACCAACAAAGAAGACAAAAUAAUCCACCAAGGAUACCUCUGCAGCAGGCAAGGCAGACACCACAGACAGAAGCAACACCAGAAAAUAGACAAGAUCCGAGACAUGACAUGAGACAGGAACCUCAGCAAGAAUGCAAUGAGGCUAUGUCUAACAAGCCUUUUGUUUGGCAAUGUAACCCUGGACAAAGCUACAACAGAAAAAACACUAGCAACCUUCUAAAGACAAACAAAUUCAACAGAUCUCCAAGACCAAAUGCUCCAGUGAGUAGAGCAUUAGAUCCACAGCCCUAUUCUCAUCCAACUGUAUCUCAAAAAGCUUCAGUGUAUGAUUUCAGUGAUAAAGUCUCAGUUGAAAGAUGUCAUCAGAAGCCACAUUCAACCUACUCAACUACUAGAUCAAGCAGCUAUAUCAGUUCACGAGAGUUAUAUGGACAAAGCAACAGUCAAAAUACGUCAAGCAGUAGAGAGUCCUCCCCGUCACUCUCUGUUACAAAAAUUGUUAUUCAGCGGAAAGUAAAACGAGACAGAAAUGGGAUAUUCAAUUCAGCUGCAAAGAACCAGAAUAACACUCAUCAUUAUAAGGAAUAUGAUGAUGACCUUCUCAGCAUUGUUGGAUCUAUCAAAGAGGGAGAAAAAUACAGCGACAAGCCAAUGAAAAGUCACCACCAAACGGGAAACAAACGUCCUAUAGCUGACUACAAUUUUGGUAAAACCUAUGCUCAAACUACAGAAUCUAUUCAUAAGAGACGCAAAAACAUUCUUUAG
Ylistrum balloti is the source of this 2604-nucleotide messenger RNA. RefSeq names its product ninein-like. Bases 1 to 2604 code for a protein of 867 amino acids. The transcript has 12 exons. Lineage: Eukaryota; Metazoa; Mollusca; Bivalvia; Pectinida; Pectinidae. The record is from RefSeq and is a predicted model, not a curated record.